Molecule: messenger RNA, 566 nt
Organism: Schistocerca piceifrons (Central American locust)
Lineage: Eukaryota; Metazoa; Arthropoda; Insecta; Orthoptera; Acrididae
Exons: 4
Coding region: 15-566 (183 amino acids)
Source: RefSeq, a predicted model, not a curated record
UAGAGCCAGGAAGAAUGACACGGCUGGUAUUCGUGUUCAUCGCUGUCUUCGCACUUCACACGUGCCUUGAUGGUGGCGGCUGUCUGGCGCUGCGUGGCGUCAAGCUGUGGGUGCCAGAGGCAGUGCGAGCCGGAUCGCGCGUGCGCCUCCUCUGCGACUACGACCUCGAGCAGGCGGCGCUCUACUCCAUCAAGUGGUACCGAGGCGACCAGGAGUUCUACCGAUACGUGCCCAAGGAGAGCCCGCCCACCAGGGUCUUCGCACUGCCGGGCGUCAACGUCGACGUGUCGCUCUCUGACGAGCGCGAGGUGACGCUGGAGGACGUGCAGCCGCGGCUGACGGGCGAGUACAAGUGCGAGGUGUCCGCCGACGCACCGCUCUUCCACACCGACAUCAAGACCGCCCACAUGACCGUCGUCGACGCCCCGACAGAGGCGCCGCUGAUCUCUGUGGAGCGGCAGCGAGACUUCAUCGUGGCCAACUGCACGUCGCGACCUUCCGUGCCGGCCGCCAACAUCUCCUGGCUCAUCAACAGCCACCAGGUGAGUCCAUCACGUACCUCGUAA